This is a messenger RNA of Colletotrichum tamarilloi, 1074 nucleotides long. RefSeq lists its product as uncharacterized. Gene Ontology annotation, molecular function: oxidoreductase activity. NCBI's taxonomy places the organism in Eukaryota, Fungi, Ascomycota, Sordariomycetes, Glomerellales, Glomerellaceae. The coding region runs from base 1 to 1074 and encodes 357 amino acids. The transcript has a single exon. The record is from RefSeq and is a predicted model, not a curated record. Gene Ontology annotation, cellular component: mitochondrion.
AUGCAAAUUCGCUCAAUCCCUGAAGCGACACCCGGAAGUGUCGUUAUCCGCGUUCUGGCUGCGACUGUAAGAGCCAACUCGCCUAGAAUCUAUCGAGACCCGCAAAGCGGAUAUCCGCUGCCUUUCCCCCUCGUCCCAGGACACACCGCUAUCGGAAGGGUGUUUAAGAUCUCUUCGGAUGUCACCAUUCUGAAAGAAGGCCAGCUUGUCUUCUUUGAUCCCUACAUUCAGGCACGCGAUGGGGGUGGGUUUUAUGUCUCAGCCAUGAUGGAAGGAUUAACUCCCGAGAGCUUCAAACUGUCCCGCGGAGAUUGGCGGGAUGGAACGUACGCAGAUUACGCCAAGCUGCCGAUUGAGAACUGUCAUGUUCUUGACGACAGCCGCUUAUUGGCUAGUAAGAGCCACGGUGGAUUGGGCUAUACUAUUCUAGACUUGACACAUCUAUUCAGCAUGCUCGUUCCAUUUGGGGGGCUAUCAGAUAUAGGUAUCAAGCCAGGAGAUACCGUCCUAAUCGCCCCAGCAACUGGUCGCCACGGAUCUGCCGCGGUACAUCUCGCCUUAGCAUUGGGUGCACACGUUGUAGCGAUUGGCCGGAACCACGGCAUUCUCUCAAAGCUUGCCGCAAUGAACCCUCGCAUCUCGUCCGCAACAAUCACCGGGGAUACUGCACGGGACACCGACACUAUACGCAGUGCAUGCGGUGGUCUGGCUGAUGCAUUCUGGGACAUGUCACCGGCCACAGCUGCAUCCUCAACUCACUUUAAGAGCUGCCUCGAGGCACUCAGGAUCGGCGCGCGCGUUAGUCUCAGUGGCGGCGCACCGCUUGAUGUGAACUUUAGCUACGUUGACAUACUCUUUCGCGCGCUUACUGUCAAAGGCACGAUGAUGAGUACUCCAGAACAAACGAGGCGACUCAUCAAACUUGUGGAAAGCGGCAUCCUGCCACUUGGGGAUAGAGCUGGCAUGGGUCCAGUCAGAGCGUUUGCGUUGGAAGCUUGGGAAGAGGCUUGGGAUGCCGCAGAUCAGAGGAGAGAACCCGGGGAAAUCGUGAUUACCCCUCAGGCACCGAAAUAG